Molecule: messenger RNA, 451 nt
Organism: Bursaphelenchus okinawaensis
Lineage: Eukaryota; Metazoa; Nematoda; Chromadorea; Rhabditida; Aphelenchoididae
Source: the annotation of a GenBank genome assembly
AUGACACUAAAUUUGUUCAAAGUAGUAAUAGCUACCAUGUUUUGUGUUGUACUGGUAAAUUGCGACUACGGAAGUCAAUGUAAGUGUUUUUAAAAUUAGGUUAUGUUAUUGUCGAUGUUGUUUAAGGCAAGUUUUUUAAAGUUAAAGGUUUUAAAAUUAUGUUUUUAGCAAUUUAUUUUGUCUCGGUUGGAGGACAAUCUUGCCCAGCGCCUUAUUGUGACAUAGCCUGCGCCAAGGUUUAUUCAGAGUUGGCCAAAACGUAAGUUAAAGCUAUGAUUGUUUUUAAAUGUGAUUUAAAGUUUAUUACGGCUUGGUUUUAUAAAAAACCAAAAAAUGUCUAUUUUUGAACGAAACUAGGCGAGGAACGUAAAUUUUAAUUUUUAGUCAAACACUGGCAGCAGCUCGAUGUCUGGGCGACUUGUGUUUAUGUUUGUUUGAUUUGUCGUUAUAA